Messenger RNA from Doryrhamphus excisus (bluestripe pipefish), 3247 nucleotides. Lineage: Eukaryota; Metazoa; Chordata; Actinopteri; Syngnathiformes; Syngnathidae. The record is from RefSeq and is a predicted model, not a curated record.
AGUGGUAAAACUGCAUCUUUUAUUAGAAUCAGCUUUAUUGGCCAAGUAACAAAGAGUGUUUACUCACAUCAUAUACAUAAAACAAAUACAGCAAGACAGCAGUUGAGUUACUUUUUGCAUUUUUGCACGAAAAUAUGAACAGUAAAACACCAAUUAAAUUACUUGUAGAAUUUUUAUAACAAAACGUGAUGAUUAGAACAUAGUACGACACGAUUUGACUGAGUGAAUGAAUGAAUAAAUGAAUGAAACUAAAUAAAUGCGAUACCUGUACUAUACCGCUCCAAUAUGGCCGCCGAAAAACCACAUCCGGUUUGUUCGGUCAAAGUUCAUAGACCAGUCGGAGCUGCGGAUUGGCUGAGAAAGUGCAUUGGAUGGACGCACACGCCUUUCGUCAACCUGAAAUAUAACUAGCGCAGACAAGGUCAGAAAGAAAUAAUAACAUGUAUUUAUUAUCUGUUCUAUGAAACGGUUGAAUUACAAAUUUUAUUGACGUCUGUUUGUAUUCUUUUCAGACAGGAGUUAGCCAGCCGCUGCUAGCUAAAGCAGGCUAACUAGCUACACGCCGAGUUUGACUUUGGAAGCAUGCUGAGUGCAUACAGAGCGUGCAGGACGCCGGCUGUCCGGGACCUUGUUCCAGCAUCCCUCUCGUUCGCGUCAUCCCGCAUCCACACCUCCGUGUCGUUGUCUCAGGACCAGGUGGAGCUUCACCCGCAGUGGGCCAGCCUGGCCAAGAAGCAGCUGAAGGGGAAGAACCCAGAAGAUCUAAUAUGGCGCACACCCGAGGGCAUCAACAUCAAGCCGGUGUACACCAAAGCUGAUUCUGCACGGAGUGCUGAUGAACUGCCGGGAGUGUUUCCGUACACAAGGGGGCCCUAUCCCACCAUGUACACCAACAGACCCUGGACUAUCAGGCAGUAUGCUGGAUUUAGCACCGUGGAGGAGAGCAACAAGUUCUACAAGGACAACAUUAAAGCCGGCCAACAGGGCCUCUCCGUGGCCUUUGACCUCCCCACGCACCGCGGCUACGACUCGGACAACCCCAGGGUCCACGGUGAUGUCGGCAUGGCGGGCGUCGCCAUUGACACAGUGGAGGACAUGAAGAUGCUCUUCGAUGGCAUCCCGCUUGAGAAGAUGUCCGUGUCCAUGACAAUGAACGGCGCUGUCGUCCCCGUGCUGGCCAUGUUCAUUGUGACCGGCGAGGAGCAGGGCGUCCCAAAGGCCAAGUUGACCGGCACCAUCCAGAACGACAUUUUGAAGGAGUUCAUGGUGCGGAACACUUAUAUUUUCCCGCCAGAACCUUCCAUGCACGCCAUUGCAGACAUCUUCGCUUACACUUCAGAGCACAUGCCCAAGUUCAACUCCAUUUCCAUCAGUGGCUACCAUCUCCAGGAAGCCGGAGCCGAUGCCAUCUUGGAGGUCGCCUACACUAUCGCUAACGGGCUGGAGUACUGUCGCACCGGACUCAAAGCUGGCUUGACCAUUGAUGAGUUUGCACCCCGGUUGUCGUUCUUCUGGGGCAUCGGCAUGAACUUCUACAUGGAGAUUGCAAAGCUGCGGGCGGGCAGGAGGUUGUGGUCCACGCUGAUCCAGGAGAAGUUCCUCCCCAAAAACGCCAAGUCUCUUCUUCUCCGCACUCACUGCCAAACGUCUGGUUGGUCUCUCACAGAGCAGGACCCGUACAACAAUGUGAUCCGGACAGUGAUCGAGGCCAUGGCGGCCGUGUUCGGCGGCACCCAGUCACUCCACACCAACUCAUUUGAUGAGGCGCUGGGCCUACCCACGGUGAAGAGCGCUCGCAUCGCCCGCAACACGCAGAUUAUCAUACAGGAGGAAUCAGGCAUCCCCAAGGUGGCCGAUCCCUGGGGGGGAUCCCACAUGAUGGAGUCGCUGACCGAGGACCUCUAUAACACGGCCUUGAAGUUCAUCCAGGAGAUCGAGGAAAUGGGCGGCAUGGCCAGGGCGGUGGCUGAGGGCAUCCCAAAACUGCGUAUCGAGGAGUGUGCAGCGCGUCGGCAGGCCCGCAUCGACUCAAGGUCAGAGGUCAUCGUCGGGGUCAACAAGUACCGCCUGGAGAAGGAGGAGAGCGUGGAGGUGUUGGCCAUCGACAACACGCUUGUGCGGCAGAAACAGAUUGAGAAGCUGAAGAAGGUAAGGGAGAGCCGCAACGCCGUCGCGGCCAGUAAAUGUCUCGCCGCCAUCGAGGAAUGCGCACGGACCAGAGAGGGUAACCUGUUAGCGUUAGCUGUGGAGGCGGCGCGUGCCAGAUGUUCCGUUGGUGAGAUCACAGACGCCAUGAAGAAAGUGUUUGGCGAGCACAAGGCGAGCACGCGCAUGGUGAGCGGCGCCUACCGCAGCGAGUUCGGCGAGCACGAGGAGAUCGCACUGGCUCACAGUAGAGUCACCGAGUUCAAGAACCACGAAGGCCGCAACCCUCGCCUCCUGGUGGCCAAGAUGGGUCAGGAUGGCCAUGACAGAGGAGCAAAGGUCAUUGCCACCGGGUUCGCUGACCUCGGCUUCGACGUAGACAUUGGGCCGCUCUUUCAGACGCCACUAGAGGUGGCCCAGCAGGCGGUAGAUGCGGACGUGCACUGCGUUGGUGUCAGCACGCUUGCCGCCGGGCACAAGACGCUGGUGCCGGAGCUCAUCAAGGAGCUGCGAGAGCUCAACAGGCCCGAUAUUCUGGUCAUCUGUGGAGGCGUCAUCCCACCGCAGGACUACGACUUCUUGCACCAGAGUGGCGUAUGCGCCAUCUUCGGGCCGGGUACCAGGAUCCCACAGGCCGCCGUGGAAGUCAUCGACAACAUUGAGAAGAGCCUGGAAAAGAUCCGACAGGCCAUGUGAAUGGACACGCACCCCAUGAAUUUAAUUUGUUAAGGAACUGAGUUUAAAACAACAAAUGAAAUCAUGAUCCAGCACUACAAUGGGUCGCCUGUCUAACGCCAUCUUGAUUCUUCAUAAGACGGCUUCUAAGACUCAUUGAGUAGGACAGUUUGACAUUUGACAUUGCAACAACGUUAUGUUUUCAUUGUUGUUGUUUUUUAGGAGCUAGCCGGAUUAUGCAAAAAAUAUUUGUUCGUGAUCCUGAAUAAUGAUGUGGACCUGUCUUGCAAGGUUUUCUUUCAUUCCCCUGAUGACGUCAUGGUGGUUACUUCCACUUAUGUUACAUAAAAAAAUAGAAAUAUACUGUAUGUGUAUUUGUAUGUAUAUAUUAUACUCGGCUCUUAAUGUAAACAAUUUCUUACAUGUG